CUUUUUGGAGAGUUACGAACCAUCGCGACAUACGGACGGGUCACGGUCGAGGCAAACUUUUACUACCCAACUCUCGCAAAUCACAUCACAGACUCUCAAGAUGUCGACGGGAAAAGUCAAGGCUUCCCAGCUUUGGGGCAAGAACAAGGAGGAGUUGGCCAAGCAGCUCGGCGAGCUCAAGGCUGAACUCGGCCAGCUCCGCAUCCAGAAGGUUGCCUCUUCCGGCUCCAAGCUGAACAAGAUCCACGACCUGCGCAAGUCUAUCGCUCGUGUCUUGACCGUCACCAACGCCACCCAGCGCAACCAGCUCCGUCUUUUCUACAAGAAGAGCAAGUACCUGCCUCUCGACCUCCGCCCCAAGCAGACCCGUGCCAUCCGCCGCCGGUUAUCACCUGAGGACAAGGCCCGUGUUCUGGAGAAGACCAAGAAGCGCAACACUCACUUCCCCCAGCGCAAGUUCGCCAUCAAGGCUUAAAUGUUUUAAUUAUGCUUUGGAUUACGAAUGGUCGUCGGGGUAGAAUGGGGCAUUGGGCGCAGCAUGCUUUUUUCCACUUGAACACAAAAAGGGUUUGAAUUGCAUCGCAUUGGCUCAGGGGGAAUCCGGUCUGACUUGUACUUUAUUUCCCGGGCUGGGCCUCGGUCUGGGACGGAAAGGCGUCCUGGAUGGGCUUGCUAGGACAGCAGUCUAUACCAACGAAAAAAAAAAUGAGGUCACGAUCAACAAAAAGAAAAGAAAAACUUGAGGCACAAGCGGUGUUCAGGCUCUAAUUGGACUGAUUUCGAUGAACAUGUGUCUUGGUGCCGGUGAUGAUACCAAAAUAUGAUUCUCUGUUUGCCUAAGGCUAUAUGAAACCACGGCAAUACUUUGUCUUGUGU
Messenger RNA from Trichoderma atroviride IMI 206040, 876 nucleotides. RefSeq names its product 60S ribosomal protein uL29. NCBI's taxonomy places the organism in Eukaryota, Fungi, Ascomycota, Sordariomycetes, Hypocreales, Hypocreaceae. Gene Ontology annotation, cellular component: ribosome; cytosolic large ribosomal subunit. The record is from RefSeq and is a predicted model, not a curated record. Gene Ontology annotation, molecular function: mRNA binding; structural constituent of ribosome. Gene Ontology annotation, biological process: translation; maturation of LSU-rRNA from tricistronic rRNA transcript (SSU-rRNA, 5.8S rRNA, LSU-rRNA).